Molecule: messenger RNA, 1062 nt
Organism: Teleopsis dalmanni
Lineage: Eukaryota; Metazoa; Arthropoda; Insecta; Diptera; Diopsidae
Product: phospholipase A1-like
Exons: 2
Coding region: 1-1062 (353 amino acids)
Biological process (GO): lipid metabolic process
Molecular function (GO): lipase activity
Source: RefSeq, a predicted model, not a curated record
AUGCACACAUCAGCUUCCUACCAAUGCGUGCGCACUUAUCGCAAUCAACAGGGGCAUUGCGAUCCAUUAACAGUUGACUUCUUAGCUGGCCUCAUUGCAAAGAAGGCUCGCGAGUUGCUGCAACCGGAUUUUGGAACGCGUAAGAAGACCGUACACUUCGACUUGUACACACGACUCAAUCCAUACGUAAAGCAACGACUGAGCUCAGUUGAUCAUGGAAUCUUAAUGAAAUCGCACUUCAAUGCAAGUUGGCCUAUCAGAAUAUCUAUACAUGGUUGGAAUGGUCAGGCAACUACUUGCUCGAAUGCAGCAAUAAAAGACUCUUACUUAGCAAAAGGGGACUUUAAUGUCGUUUUAGUAGACUGGAGUGAAUACGCACUUAACAUAAACUACGUCCGUGUAAUAAAUGAAAUUUACGAAAUUUCACAAAAAAUUAUGAAAUUCACUAAAUUCUUGCAUGACACAUCAAAUGUUAAAUACAGUGAUAUGUAUUUAAUAGGCCAUAGCCUUGGAGCGCAUGUAGCGGGUGUAGCAGGAAAAUUGCUCAAACCACACAAAUACGGCGUUAUAUAUGCUUUAGACACCUCAGGACCUAUACAUAAAAAAUUAAAUACUGCUUGGCGGCUAACCCCCUCGGAUGCGAUUUAUGUAGAAUCAAUACAAACCGAUUUAAUGGUAAUGGGAUUUCCAUCUGCAUCUUUAGCGCACGCGUCAUUCUAUCCUAAUUGGGGUUUGAGACAAACACAUUGCCCGAAUGCAACGGCUAUGGAGCCACAAUUCACCUGUGAUCAUUUUGGUUCAUUAUAUUAUUUUGCAGAAUCUGUACAGAAUAACAGAGCAUUUGGAGCCAUACGAUGCAAUAACUUCCAAAGUAUUAUGGAACAUAAGUGUGGAGUGGAGUAUAAAGAAUAUAAUUCGAAAAUUUUUAUGGGUGGUGAACCCGCUGUACCAAAAAGUGGUAUUUUUUAUCUAAGCACUAGAAAAAACAAACCAUUUGGUUAUGGUCAAGCAGUAAAAAUGAAAAAUCCAGUUCAGCCCGUUGUAAUGAAGCCCGUUGAUUGA